UGCUCCAAUAAUUGCCAUUUCUGUAGAGCAUUCAUCACGUCCACGGACAAACAUGUCUCCGGUGAAGGUGUUCGGGCACCCGAUGUCGACGAACGUCGCACGGGUGCUGCUCUGCCUGGAGGAGGUCGGCGCCGAGUACGAGCUCGUCACCGUCGACUUCCUCGCCGGCGAGCACAGCAGCCCCCAGCACGUCCAGCGAAACCCGUUUGGGAAGAUCCCUGCGUUCCAAGAUGGCGAACUCGUCCUGUUCGAGUCCCGCGCUAUCGCCAAGUACAUCCUCAGGAAGUACAGGACAGCCGACCUCGACCUACUCAGAGAAAGCAGCGGCAUCGAAGAAUCAGCAAUGGUGGACGUGUGGACGGAGGUGGAGGCCCAGCAGUACUACCCGGCCAUGUCGCCGGUGGUGUUCGAGUGCAUCAUCUAUCCGGUCAUGCGCGGCGCCGCGACGAACCAGAUCGUCGUCGACGAGAGCCUGGAUCGGCUGAGGGGUGUGCUGGGGAUCUACGAGGCUCGGCUGGAGAAGAGCAGGUACCUGGCCGGAGACUCCGUCAGCUUCGCCGAUCUGAACCACUUCCCGUUCACGUUCUACUUCAUGGCGACCCCCUACGCGUCGCUGUUUGAUGAAUUCCCCAAGGUGAAGGCCUGGUGGGAGGGGCUGAUGGCGAGGCCGGCGGUGCAGAGGGUCUGCAAGAAUAUGCCGACGGAGUUUUAGUUCCACUAG
This is a messenger RNA of Lolium rigidum, 721 nucleotides long. Its product is annotated as glutathione S-transferase 1-like. Gene Ontology annotation, cellular component: cytoplasm. Gene Ontology annotation, molecular function: glutathione binding; glutathione transferase activity. Lineage: Eukaryota; Viridiplantae; Streptophyta; Magnoliopsida; Poales; Poaceae. Bases 53 to 712 code for a protein of 219 amino acids. The record is from RefSeq and is a predicted model, not a curated record. The transcript has 3 exons.